AUGUCUAAAACUAAACCGAAGACUCCUUCUCAUCCCAAAUAUGAGGACAUGAUCACAGGGCCCAAAGCUACCAUUAAACUAGUUAAGAAGGAACCUGCUAAAAAAGAAAAAGAAAUCGAUGAGAAAAAGCCUAAAGCGGCCAAAAGGGUUGAAAAGAACGAAGCUAAACCUAAAGCUGAAAAGAAGGCUAAAAAGAAAAGUAUUGCAAAAAAAACCACCAAACCUACUAAACCUACUAAACCUGCUAUAAAGAAACCGGCAAAAAAACCCCCAAAUCGGAGAUCCACUAAGACUGUUGAAAAGAGAGCUGGUCUGAGAAGAUCCUCGAGGCUUUCUAAAUGA
Molecule: messenger RNA, 342 nt
Organism: Acaulospora colombiana
Lineage: Eukaryota; Fungi; Glomeromycota; Glomeromycetes; Diversisporales; Acaulosporaceae
Source: the annotation of a GenBank genome assembly